Hyalella azteca is the source of this 1768-nucleotide messenger RNA. Its product is annotated as filaggrin-2-like. NCBI's taxonomy places the organism in Eukaryota, Metazoa, Arthropoda, Malacostraca, Amphipoda, Hyalellidae. The transcript has 5 exons. The record is from RefSeq and is a predicted model, not a curated record. Gene Ontology annotation, biological process: removal of superoxide radicals. Bases 173 to 1258 code for a protein of 361 amino acids. Gene Ontology annotation, molecular function: copper ion binding; superoxide dismutase activity.
GUAAUUAUUUCGUUGUGGUGCUAAUAUUACUAGAAAGAGCCACAAUAAAAACCUUUGUAGUAAUAGCUCAAUAAUUUCACAAGCAUAAUCCAAUUGCGCAUAAUCCAACAGUAGGCGGUUUUUCUUUGCAUAAUACCAGAAAGUAUAACGCGGUCUGAUCACAUAUACUGAGAUGACGGGUGAUGGCAGGACUACGGCACUUCUGGUGCUUAUUGUGUUCAUCACAUCGACGCGCAGCCACCGUUCAGGAAAAGGCAAACCGGACGCACUGGUUGAGAUGGUCCCCGGCAUUGAUGAAAAGGUCUUCGGAAAACUUGCUCUCUACAAAAAAGAUGGAGGAGUCUUUAUUGAAGGCGUCAUCCACAACAUGAAGCCAGGGCUGCACGGCUUCCACGUACACGAGAAGGGACUGCUGGGCAACAAAUGUAUGGACGCCGGCGAACACUUCAACCCCCUCAAGAAAGUUCACGCCGGGCCCAAAGACCUUCAUCGACAUGCUGGAGAUCUCGGUAACGUCUACGCCGACAAGAACGGCGUUGCCAAGAUCAGCAUCUUUGAUGGUCACAUCUCGCUGCAUCCUCAUGACAAGACCUACAUUGGCAAGCGAAGCUUCGUUGUGCACAAGAAGCCCGACGACCUGGGUCGUGGAGGUGAUGACGAGAGCUUGAGGACGGGCAACGCCGGAGGACGACUUUCCUGCGGCAUCGUCAUCCAACUCGGCCACAGCCUCAAGGAGCCUCCGCCCGUCUAUCACCCUCACGACGGCUCCGGCAAGUCAGGUUUCGGACAUGGUCAUGGACAUGGCGGUGGUCAUGGACAUGGCAGGAAAGGACAUGGACAUGGCAGGAAAGGACAUGGUCAUAGCGGAUACGGAGGAGGAGGUAGCGGUCACCAUGAAGACCACCACGGAGAAGGUAUCGACAGUGAUAAGAACAAAGAAAACGAUCAAAAGGAAGACGAUUUCGGAGGGUUUGACGAUUACGAUUAUGACUUCGGAAACGAUAAAGCGUUCGGGCAUUCAGGAAGUUCCCACCAUGACAGCCAUUCUGAGCAUCCCAACAGGGAGGAGGAUCACGAUGGCUACAGUUCUUCUAAUGACUUCCACCACCAACACUCUGACCCAUUCGAUGACCUGAGCAGCUUUGGGUCUUCUCACUCGGUCCACAGUUUGCCGGCACCCGUGAAGCAUCACGGAUACGGAGGUCAUCAUUACUCGCGCUUUGUUGGUUUCUCGCAGCACCCUCUGCACUUAUGGUAGCGUCCAUAUGUCGGGGCAGGCUUAGGCAAAAUGCGUUUUGCGGCUAUUUAGGCUGGUAGGAUGUAAACUUCAAAGUAGGGCAGCCUGUAGCGCAGUCUCUUGAAUAAGGCGAUGAGGUUGCUUAUAAAUCUGCAAUCUCUCGAUUGAUCAAGAUUAUCUCGCGUCAACGAUUAACAAGGAUUUAAUUACGUAUAACAUUCGACAGCAAUAAAUACCGGAAUACGUCAAUAUUGGCUGAGGAAAACAUGAAGGAUAAUGUCAUUUUAGAAACGUCUGCUUGCUCACAUAACGUUAAAAUCCAUUUCAAAUGAAUGGAGAAUUACUAGAAACGGGAAAAGUAUUCAACAGUUCAAAAGGCAGCAAAACAUUUUUUUUCUGAACUAUUUCGGUUUUAAUACAGAGAAUCGUCUGUGCGAAUAAUUUAGUAACCUCAAAAACGUUUCAGAUAGAUGCUAUUGACGCCAAAAAUAAUUAAUAAAAUUAAGCGAUAAUAAUAAAAAGCGUUCCCCA